AUGUGGCAUAUUUUUCCAGGCGAUGAAUACCGUGCGGAGCUCGUCGCAGCAGGGCUCUCAACUCAAGCCAUUGAUGGGAUUUCAAAAAUCGGAGAGACGGCCUAUAUUUCUUUUGGGAAGAGAGAAUCACCAAGUUUCCAGGAUGCUAUUCAUGACGUGACCAAGUUGUUUUUGGAUGUGGAAAAGUUUAUGAAGACUCAAUCGGAGCAAAAUCAGAAGUCGUAUGCCGCCUACGUGGAGAAGAAGAAAAAAGAGUUAGAAAAUUGA
Molecule: messenger RNA, 267 nt
Organism: Caenorhabditis briggsae
Lineage: Eukaryota; Metazoa; Nematoda; Chromadorea; Rhabditida; Rhabditidae
Exons: 1
Coding region: 1-267 (88 amino acids)
Source: RefSeq, a predicted model, not a curated record